Molecule: messenger RNA, 1245 nt
Organism: Anopheles marshallii
Lineage: Eukaryota; Metazoa; Arthropoda; Insecta; Diptera; Culicidae
Gene: carmine
Product: AP-3 complex subunit mu-1
Exons: 8
Coding region: 1-1245 (414 amino acids)
Biological process (GO): intracellular protein transport; endocytosis
Cellular component (GO): cytoplasmic vesicle; clathrin adaptor complex
Source: RefSeq, a predicted model, not a curated record
AUGAUACACAGUUUGUUUAUUGUUAACAGUAGCGGCGAUGUGUUUUUGGAAAAACAUUGGCGCAGUGUAGUAUCACGCACCUGUGUGUCCUACUUUCUCGACGUUCACCGUGAAUCCGCUAAUAACGUACCACCGGUGCUUUCCACUCCUCACCAUUAUCUGGUUUCAAUUCAACGCAAUGGAAUCUCUCUGGUAGCCGCUUGCAAGCAAGAGUUUCCACCUCUUUUCGUGAUUGAAUUCCUGCAUCGCGUAGUGGACACGUUCGAGGACUACUUUUCCGAGUGUAAUGAGAAUGUCAUCAAGGAAAACUACGUGAUCGUGUACGAGCUGUUGGACGAGAUGCUAGAUAAUGGGUUCCCGCUCGCAACGGAGUGCAACAUUCUGAAAGAGCUUAUCAAACCACCGAAUAUUUUGCGCACGAUUGCCAACUCCGUCACGGGGAAAUCUAAUAUCAGCGGAACGCUACCGUCCGGACAAUUGUCGACCAUACCAUGGCGACGUACCGGUGUCAAGUACACGAACAACGAGGCGUACUUUGAUGUCGUGGAAGAGGUCGAUGCUAUUAUCGAUAAGAACGGGCAAACAAUCUUUGCCGAAAUUCAAGGCUAUAUUGACUGUUGUAUAAAGCUCAGCGGAAUGCCAGAUCUAUCUCUUUCGUUCAUGAAUCCACGACUAUUCGACGAUGUAUCAUUCCAUCCGUGCGUCCGUUUUAAACGGUGGGAAUCGGAGCGUAUUUUGUCAUUCGUUCCACCGGACGGUAACUUUCGACUAAUGUCAUAUCACGUCGGUUCCCAGAACAUCGUAGCCAUUCCCAUCUACGUUCGUCACAAUCUUGUGCUGAAAUCUGGCGAACAGUCCCGGCUAGACAUUACCGUUGGGCCAAAGACGACAAUGGGACGGACGGUUGAAGGUGUAAAGCUGGAUAUUUGCAUGCCCAAAGCAGUGACAAACUGCUCGUUGGUGGUAAACCAGGGCAAAUACACGUACGACACAGUGAACAAAAUACUUCACUGGGACGUCGGCAGGAUCGAUGCGGCAAAGCUGCCCAAUAUUCGCGGAACGGUUUCUGUUGCGGCCACUAACUCCACUCUCGAAACCACAAUCGACAGAGUACACUUCACCAUCUCCCAGAUGGCCGUUUCCGGACUGAAGGUGAACCGAUUGGACAUGUACGGCGAAAAGUACAAACCCUUCAAAGGUGUGAAGUACGUGACGAAAGCAGGCAAAUUCCAAAUUCGUAUGUAA